CUCUCUCUCUCUCUCCCCCCCUCUUUAAACGGCGAUAUUUCCGUACUUCGUUCUCUCUCUCUCUCUAUUUGUUUCUCUCUCCUCACCCCUCCUCUCUUUCUCUCUCCUCCAAUUCUCUAACCCUAGCCCCUUGAGGCUAGAAGAAGCAGAGGAGGAGGAGCAUCAAACCUCCAAGGCGAAGGCGAAGGUAUCCUAGCCAUAUAUAAGAGAUAUAAAACAGAGAAAAAAAUGAAGCGCUGGCUGUGCUGUGCAUGUAAUAUCGACGAGUCUCAUCAUGACGACGAGAAUCAAACCCUUAAAGCUCCAAAGAAUUAUUUAGAUGGAACACAGAAGGGUUCAAGGCCUGCUGCUGUGGCGAAAGCUGAACAACAGAAGAGAGUUAUAAAUAUUGAAGUACCUAAAUUGUCUCUAGAGGAACUAAAAGCGAAGACUGACAACUUUGGAUCGCAGUCUUUGGUUGGGGAAGGGUCUUAUGGAAGAGUAUAUUAUGCUGUUCUAAACAGUGGGCAACAGGUUGCAAUAAAAAAACUUGAUGUUUCUUCAGAGCCAGAUUCCAGCCAGGAAGAGUUUCUGACUCAGGUAGAAACAGUAUCAAAAUUGAAACAUGAUAAUUUUGUUCAAUUGCUGGGCUACUGUGUGGAAGGAAAUUAUCGUUUAUUGUCCUACGAAUUCGCUACCAUGGGUUCACUGCAUGAUGUUUUGCAUGGCAGGAAAGGAGUCCAAGGUGCCCAACCUGGUCCUGUGCUUGAUUGGAUUCAGAGGGUGAGAAUUGCUAUUGAUGCAGCAAAGGGUCUGGAAUAUCUCCAUGAGAAGGCUCAACCUUCUGUAAUACAUCGGGAUAUAAGAUCAAGCAAUAUUCUUUUAUUUGAAGAUUUCAAAGCAAAAAUUGCAGAUUUCAACCUCUCAAAUCAGGCUCCUGACAUGGCUGCUCGUCUUCAUUCUACUCGUGUCCUUGGAACUUUUGGAUAUCAUGCCCCAGAAUAUGCCAUGACUGGUCAGCUAACCCAGAAAAGUGAUGUAUAUAGCUUUGGAGUCGUGCUUUUGGAGCUUCUAACAGGCAGAAAACCAGUUGAUCAUACCAUGCCUAGAGGCCAGCAGAGUCUGGUUACUUGGGCUACUCCAAGGUUGAGCGAGGAUAAAGUUAAACAAUGUGUAGAUCCGAGAUUGAAAGGAGAAUAUCCACCAAAAGGAGUUGCUAAGCUUGCAGCAGUAGCAGCUCUUUGUGUACAGUAUGAAUCGGAGUUUAGGCCCAAUAUGAGUAUUGUAGUCAAGGCACUUUCUCCACUGCUUGCAAAUAAACAAGCGACUCAACCACCUCCUGUUGCAGUUCCUAAUGCUUGAGAUACCUUAAGGUCGUGUAUUCAUGUUGGUAUUUGUUCUUGCUUCUGAUUCCUGAUCGGUAUGGGAAAUGUAAUCAUUGACUAUGGUUUGGGGUUUGUAUAUUUCUUGAUUAUUUCUUCUGGUGGUACGCUUUUGGCUCUCAGAUGUGGUAGUGUGUGAUGAGUGUCUCGGAAAUUAUAAUUCUUUUUGUGACCAGCACCUUCAUACCGAA
This is a messenger RNA of Asparagus officinalis (garden asparagus), 1552 nucleotides long. Its product is annotated as PTI1-like tyrosine-protein kinase 3. Gene Ontology annotation, molecular function: ATP binding; protein tyrosine kinase activity. Gene Ontology annotation, biological process: protein phosphorylation. NCBI's taxonomy places the organism in Eukaryota, Viridiplantae, Streptophyta, Magnoliopsida, Asparagales, Asparagaceae. The record is from RefSeq and is a predicted model, not a curated record. Bases 229 to 1341 code for a protein of 370 amino acids. The transcript has 8 exons.